GCGCUGUUAUACCGGCGAAUGAAAACGAGGCUAUCUACUGCAUGCUCUGAUAACCGGUCAGUCUGUAAGGAAAAUGGCCAUGUUAGCAAGUAAAGUACCUCUAUUUGCACCCUCAGGGGUGCAAGUUCGUAACAUGGCCACACUUAAAGAGAUUGCUGCGCGUCUUAAAUCUGUCAAAAAUAUUCAGAAGAUAACAAAGUCAAUGAAGAUGAUAGCAGCAGCUAGGUAUACAAAGGCAGAAAGAGAGUUGAAACCUGCUAGGCAAUAUGGCUCAGGACCUCAAGAUUUUUAUUCAAAGGCUGAACUUGAAGCAGACGUAAGCAAACCUAACCAUCUUAUCAUUGGUAUGUCAAGUGAUAGGGGGCUCUGCGGGGGUAUACAUAGCAGUGUAUCGAAGGCCAUUAAACGAACGCUUGACGAGAAACCAGAAGGUGUAACAACGAAAGUAAUCACAAUUGGUGAUAAAAUCCGAGGACAACUUUUAAGAGUUCAUGCUGAUAAGCUGAUGAUGGGUUUCUCCGAGGUUGGUAGGAAGUCACCAAAUUUUACUGUAGCUUCAAAUGUGGCAAGCGCCAUCCUUGACAGCGGUUACGAAUUUGAUGUUGGCGAAAUCAUUUACAAUCGCUUUAGGACUGUUAUAUCCUAUGAUACUCUCAGCCAAGCCCUGAUGCCUUUGGAGACUUUAACUUCAUCAGAGAAAAUGAGUAUUUAUGAUGAUGUAGAUGCUGAUAUCCUGCGUAAUUACAAUGAAUUCCUGUUGGCAAAUCUAGUGUAUGUUUGCAUGAUAGAAGGAAACUGCAGUGAGCAGAGCUCCAGAAUGAGUGCUAUGGACUCUGCUACCAAGAAUGCAGGUGACAUGAUUGACAGAUUGACAUUGACCUACAAUCGUUCUCGACAAGCCAUCAUUACUGGUGAACUCAUUGAGAUCAUCUCUGGUGCUGCUGCUAUAUAAAUAUGUAUAAACCAGUAUACACUAGUCAUCCAAGAAGUUUGCUUGUGUUUGAUUUAAAUAGUUAAUAAAUUACAACUUGUUAGUCCUGUUCAAAGAUGAAUAGACAAUUCUUCCAUCUCUAAUGAAGAAUAGAAAUUCUUUUAAGAUGUUUUGCUUGAAUGAUAAAUAUAUAUAAAUUCAUUUUUAUGAACUGAGAAAUAACUCUGUGUGGACACAAAUCUUGUCUGUGCAUGAAAUAGAAAUUCUGAAGGUCCGAAAGAAUCUGCUUUCACAAAUUAACUGCAGGUAGAGUGCAUAGUCAUUUAGAACAAUGACAUUUUUUCCAUAAAUCUAUUUCCUGUUGGAAUUGCAUAAUAAAUCUAAAAAGGAGUGGUAAUCACAAAAGAA
Messenger RNA from Anneissia japonica, 1339 nucleotides. Its product is annotated as ATP synthase subunit gamma, mitochondrial-like. The record is from RefSeq and is a predicted model, not a curated record. Lineage: Eukaryota; Metazoa; Echinodermata; Crinoidea; Comatulida; Comatulidae. Gene Ontology annotation, biological process: proton motive force-driven ATP synthesis. The coding region runs from base 74 to 952 and encodes 292 amino acids. Gene Ontology annotation, molecular function: proton-transporting ATP synthase activity, rotational mechanism. The transcript is spliced from 8 exons.